Molecule: messenger RNA, 10755 nt
Organism: Oncorhynchus keta (chum salmon)
Lineage: Eukaryota; Metazoa; Chordata; Actinopteri; Salmoniformes; Salmonidae
Product: methylcytosine dioxygenase tet3-like
Exons: 12
Coding region: 681-6800 (2039 amino acids)
Biological process (GO): oxidative demethylation; positive regulation of transcription by RNA polymerase II
Cellular component (GO): nucleus
Molecular function (GO): DNA binding; DNA 5-methylcytosine dioxygenase activity; zinc ion binding
Source: RefSeq, a predicted model, not a curated record
AACUCUAACCAGACCUCAGACUUUCGACGACUCAUACGCGAAUAAGUGUUUAAAUAAAUGUAAGACAAUCGCGAUUUUUUUUCUUCAUCUGCUCACUUAUUGGGUUAUUGUUUGUUUCUAUUCUGGGAGUUGAGUUGCUGUUUAAGUUACUUUAAUUUUUAAUAACUUUUCACAUUAUUAUAAUUAAUAUAAUUCACCUGCAAUAUUAGUAUGUCGACUUUGAAGAGGGAGUUUUUUGCUGUUUUUUUCCCCUCACUUAAAAAAAAACGUUGUCUUAGGUGAAAAGUCGAACCAUUUAAAGAACCACCCUCAAACGUGCUGUCUAUUCCCACUUUCAGAAAGCACCCAGGUAGGCUACUGCUGGACAGGUGAGACCAGACCAUGGCUCCUCUGACACCUCCUCCCCUGUUGUGGUUAUGGCUGACCCCUGUCCAUCCCGCUGGGUAGCUGGGAAAGAUGCUCUAUCAUUAAUGACCUAUCUCAUCCAGCAGCCCAACCAGGAGACUGACAGGACAGGAUGGACUAACAUACUCUUUAGCCCUUCUCAGCUCUUACAACAACUACCUCCCCAACUCCAGACCAUUACACUACACUACUCUGUUACUGUGCUGUUCUGUUUGUAUUCCUCACAUUGCCACCAGGACAGUGCAGCUAGGCUUUAGGCUGGACUGUCUGUCAGCAUGCACAGGGCCAAGGGAGGGCCUGGCCCCCCACGCUUCCAGGACAUCUAUGAAUUCUCCCUGGAUGGUGACGAGACCACAACCCAGAUCUUUCUGCAAAGCCCGGGGAAAGCCAUGGAGGGCCCGGGAAUGCCCCUGUCCCCUCACUACAAGUACAUCCAGACUGAGCACCAGCAGGGGGGUCUCUUCUCCCUCGGGCCCCCUACCCAUGGAGAGGCCCUCGCGGCCCCCCAGGGAAAGAAGAGGAGGCGGUGCGGCGUGUGUGGCCCCUGUAUGCAGAAGGAGAACUGUGGCACCUGCAGCAACUGUAUGAACCGUAAAAUUGGGAAGCAGAUCUGUAAGCUGCGUAAAUGUGACCAGCUGAAGAUGAAGGGACAGAAGGACUGGGAGGUGGAACAUUUUGAGGACAACAGUAAAGCCUGGUUUGUAAAGGCCAAUCUGGGGACAGAGACUGUUUCGGACGCUCGUUCAGUGGAUGGCCCCAGAAGAGGAGGCCAGAUGGAAACUGGGUCACAUGACCGCCUCGAGGAAGGCGGUUUGCUGAGCCUGGAACCGACCAAUGGGGUGAGCCGGCAUCCCAGGGACACCCAUGAGGAGGGUGGAGCUGGCCUGGAGCCCCAGAGGGAGCCCCAGCAGUCAAGGAGUGUUUCCCCAGGACAGGGCAGUGUACCUGGGCACAGCAAAGCCACCCAACCCCAUCAGCAGCAGCACUGCAAUGGCUGGAGCAGUAGUGGUAGGACUCCUGGGAAGCCUGUCCAUGAGGCAGACAUGGAGGUUGCACGCAACCUGGUAGCCUUCUCAGCCAGCGUGAGUGUUGGCUCCCUGCCCCCCUCAGGUCACCUUGAGCCCCAGUCCCACGCCAUCCAGCUGUAUGAGAAGUUCAACCAGGAGAUGGGAACUGGCGAGGGGGCCGCGGCUCAAGACAGACUCCAAGCCCCAGAAGGGGAAAACCAGGCUAGCCCCCCAGAGGACCUGAACACCCUGCAGAAUGCCCUGAGCCAGGCGCGCCACGGCCACAAGCCCCCCAACUGUGACUGUGAUGGGCCAGACUGCCCGGACUACCUGGAGUGGCUGGAGAAGAGGAUAAAACAGACACGGGCAGGGGAGGAGCGGGACAACAACACGCCCUGCUCCAAGAUCACCACUGACACACCGCCUCAUCAACAGCCCCCCCACCCCCAACCCCAUGUCAAUGGAGGUAACCCUCCCUCCGGGCCACCACUACACCCACAUCGACAAGUCCAACACCCAGCCCCUAUCCCCUGCUCCCCUCAGGUCCUCUUCAUCGCCAAGGAGAAGAACGUCAGUCUGCAGACGGCUAUUGCCAUCGAGGCCCUGACCCAGCUGUCUGCCACUGUCCCCCAGACCGUGGUCCCUCCUACCCAGGCCUCCUCCACCAGUCAACCUCAACACCCCCCUCUCCACCUCCAGCACGGCACCCGCCUGAACCCCUCCUCCUCCAACCCCAUCUCCUCUUUGUCCUCCUCGCGUUCACAAUCCGUCCCUCCUGGACUAUACCCCCAGCCCCAACAGAGCCCUGUGUCGCGGGAGCAGCAGCACAGACCCCAGUCCCAUGGUCAUCCGGCCCACGCCUCCAAUCUCCCGUCCUCCACUUCACCCUUCCCCCGGCAGCCCGAGGCAGGCAGCCUCCUGCCUCACCACCAGCAGUGGCAGCAGCAGCAGGGCACUGGGGGAUCCCAAGAGCAGAGGAACCAGUGGAUGAACUCAGAUUCCCAGCAGCCUCGCUUCGCCCCUCCGUCCGGUGGCCACAGCACUGGCGACCCCAUGUCCGAGCUCAAACAGCUACUGGGGGACUCCAGCGGAAAGUACAUAAGUGGCCCCUUCAAGUUGCCCGUCCCACACCACCACAUCAAGCAGGAACCAGGGAUGCCUCGGGUCAAGCAGGAGGUAGACUCCGGGGAGUACCAGAGCUCUGCCUGCGCCUCCAUGGGGGGCUGCUACAGCUUGAUGAAUGGCCAGCAGCAGCCUAGGUACCCUGGUCCUCCUCUCUCCCUGGGCAGCGCAGCCAUCCACCACUCCACCCAGACAGCUCUGCAGCAGCACCUUCACCACAAGAGGAACCUCUUCUCAAACUCUCCCGGCCUCCCAGGCCUCUGCCCUCUGCGUCCCGCCAAGGCCUGCCAGAACCUCCGCAAGUGGUGGCCCCAACAGAUGGGCCCCGAGGGCCACCCCGUCCCCGUGGCCAUCAAGCAGGAGACCAAGAGGAGGAAGAGCACAGCGGGGACAUCUCCGCUCCUCAAGCAGCACGCAGGGGGUGGGAUGCUGCUCCAGCCAGGUCCCAAACCCAAGACGAUAGUCAUCAAGAAAACCAAGCAGAAGGUCUCCCUGCCAACCUUCCUGCCUCACAGACAGAUCUCCAUACAGAAACCGUCUCCCCUCACCAUUACCGGAGCCCUGCCUCUGGCCAGUGCCCACCCAGGUUCUCUCCCUACCUUCCCCCUCCUCAGUAACCCCACUCAGGCUGCCACAGGCCUCCCUGCCCCAGCCCAAUCUCAGGUAUCCAUUUUAAACUCUUCUAUUGCACCCUCUGUCGCUGCUUCUGCCUUGUCUGUAAACACUCCAGACGUCUCAACCCCUCAGCCUCUCCCUGUAGCCCUGGACAUCCCAGCAAGCUCAGCGGAGGCCAGCGCCACACAGACCUCCACCAUCUCUCAGUCCAUACCAGGCCUCAGUUCCCUGGACCCCAAGUUCGAGGAGCUGAUCUGCCAGUUUGAGGCAGAGUUCGGGGACAGUUCAUCCUCUGCCCCAGAGCCCUGCCCUUCACAGAUCCAGAGCCAGCCCCAGGACCAAGCCCCCUCAGCCUCAGCCCAGCCCGUGGUGACAGAGUCUCAGCCCAAAGUUAACUCAGGACAAGCCAGGCCCCCAUCACCAUCCAGCGCUACCAUCACUCAGUCCUCCAGCGCUGCGCCAUUAGCUCCUACCACAGCCCCACCUGCAGACAAGGAGGAGUCUGGGAGUAUGAGUAAAGUAACCUCCACCACACAGCCCUCCACUGAGAGCCCCAUGGAGAAGCAGCGGGAGGCAACCAAGCUGCCUCUCUCCCCAUCCCAGCUGCCCAAACGCAUGAAGAUUGAGACCAAUGGGAACGUAGCUGUCCUCUCCACCACUGGAUUAUUCUCUGAUGGGGGCGAGGACGACACCCCCACUAAAGACGGAUUCCCCCUUAACCCCUCCCUAAAAGGCUUCCUUGAGUCUCCACUACGCUACCUGGACACGCCCACUAAGAGCCUGCUAGACAUGCCCGUCAAGGACCUCCAGGCUGAGUUCCCCACCUGCAACUGUGUCGAGCAAGUCCUGGAGAAGGAUGAGGGUCCGUACUACAAUCACCUGGGCUCCGGGCCCACUGUGGCCUCCAUACGAGAGCUGAUGGAGACCAGGUAUGGAGAGAAGGGAGAUGCUAUCCGUAUUGAGAAGGUGGUCUAUACCGGCCGGGAAGGCAAGAGCUCUCAGGGAUGUCCCAUUGCCAAGUGGGUGAUUCGUCGGGGCAGUGAGACAGAGAAGUUGCUGUGUCUGGUGCGUCCCCGGCCAGGUCACCACUGUCCCAACGCUGUCAUCAUCAUCCUCAUCAUGGCGUGGGAGGGCGUGCCACGGGCGCUAGGCGACAAGCUCUACCGAGAGCUCUCCGCCACCAUCACCAAGUUCGGCAACCCCACCAGCCGCCGGUGUGGACUCAACGACGAUCGUACGUGUGCGUGCCAAGGCAAGGACCCUGACAGUUGUGGAGCUUCCUUCUCCUUCGGCUGCUCCUGGAGCAUGUACUUUAACGGCUGCAAGUACGCCCGCAGCAAAACACCCCGCAAGUUCAGACUGGCAGGAGACCACCCCCAAGAGGAGGAUCAACUCAGGGAUAACUUCCAGGAUCUGGCCACUGAGUUGGCUCCCCUGUACAAGCAGCUGGCCCCACAGGCAUACAAUAACCAGUGUCAGAAUGAGGUGACGGCUCCAGACUGCAGGUUGGGUCUGAAGGAGGGCCGGCCCUUCUCUGGUGUCACCGCCUGCAUGGAUUUCUGUGCCCACGCUCACAAGGACCAGCACAACCUCUACAAUGGCUGCACUGUGGUGUGCACUCUGACUAAAGAGGACAACCGUACAGUGGGGGAGAUCCCAGAGGACGAGCAGCUCCAUGUACUUCCCCUCUACAAGGCCGCCCUCACAGACGAGUUUGGCAGUGAGGAGGGUCAGCGGCAAAAGAUGCGCACAGGCGCCAUUCAGGGGCUUAGCAACUUCCGCCGUGAGGUCCGCAAGCUGCCUGAGCCCGCCAAGUCCUGCCGCCAGCGCCGCCUGGACGCUAAGAACCGCGCCUCGGAGAAGAAGAAGGCCAAGCAGCAGCUGCCAACGCCCACGGAAACGCCGGAUAAGACUGUGAUCAAGACGGAGGUCCGGCACGCUGGCUCCCCUGUCAGACAGCAUGGCAAUAAAGUGAUCCCUAAGCAGGAGGUGAAGCCCACCAUGAAGAAGGAGGCAGUGGACCAGUGCCAAUACCCCUACCACGUCUACCCCUCCCACCCUGGCUACUACACACGGGGAGGCCCCCCUUCCAAUGGCCAGCCCCCUGCACUUCCACUUCCACCAGGUCCUGUCAAUGGCUACCACCCCAAUAUACCCUCAGCACUGCCUUACGGCUAUUACAACUAUCCCCCCAACCCUAACACACUUUUCCCCCGUGAGCUCACUUACGAGGGCCGUAACAGCUCCUGGCAUCACGCAGGGCACAAUGCUUCCCCCGGCCCUGUGGACAAGAAGCCAGACUUUCAGAGCCUCCAGGCCAAGCUGGCACACUCCUACUCAGGCCCAGGCCUCCCUGAGCAGCAGCAUGGAGACCCAGCCAACCAACACCAAUGCAACGCUUACCCACACCCCCACCAGCCUGACUACAACCAAUCACGUCCCUCCUCAGUCUCCUCAGAGCCCUCCCACAGAGGGACCCCUGUCAUCAAGCAGGAGCCCAUGGAUGUGCCAGUGUGUGAGGGGGGCAAUACCCAGAGUUGUCCCGACACUCCCAUCCCCACCCCACAGCCUGGAGGACCCUGGUCCGGGCACAAGCCCAACGGGAGUAUGGUAUCAGGCAGCUGGGAAGGCAACCCCCAACCACCAUGCACCCCGGAGGCUCCCUUCACUUCAGACAAGCAGCAGGUCCACCAGCAGGGACCUCACCAGACUUCCCAAUCUCCAUACUCCCAACAGCAGCAUCAGUAUCCCCCACAACAGCCCUCCCCAUACCCCCAGCAAUGGAACUCUUACCCUGGCCCCAACACCCCCAAGGCCUCCCCUGUUCCCUCCCCGUCACCCUCUCCUUCCCCACACCACGGCACCCCCCGCCACUGGGACAGCCCUGCUCCCAGCCCUCAGCCUAAGGCUUGGCCCAUGGACAUGGUUCCUGCUGGGUACUGCCCUAGCCCUGCCAGAGGCUUCCCCGACAAGAUAUGCUCCAAAGCGGGCGAGAGUCGGGGCUCGACCCCUCUAGGUCUCCAGGAGAAGGCCUGGAAGUCUUUUGGAGGAUCCAUGGCAGGUACACAGUCUCCAACCCCAGAGGCCUGCUGGGACCCUAACCGGGCUGAGACCCCGAGCGACGUCGAGAGCCAGAGAGGUCGCGACCUGGACGAGGAAGAGCAGUGGUCAGACAGCGAGCAUAACUUCCUGGACCCCAGCAUUGGAGGGGUGGCGGUGGCACCCGCCCACGGUUCCAUCCUGAUCGAGUGUGCCCGGCGUGAGCUGCACGCCACCACGCCACUCAAGAGGCCCGACCGCUCUCACCCCACCCGCAUCUCCCUGGUGUUCUACCAGCACAAGAACAUGAACCAGCCCUGCCAUGGCCAGUGGCUCUGGGAGGCCAAGAUGAAGAUGCUGGCGGAGCGGGCUAGAGAGAGGCAGCAGGAGGCAGCACUACUGGGGCUGCCCUACGAGGACAUCAAACCUGGGAAGAAACGCAAGUUGGGGGCCACGGCAGGAGGGGCCAGCCCAGGUCCUGGCCAGACCACGGAGGGGCCAGUGAUGGGGAUGGCGACGCGGUUGGCCUCCACCCACCACACCACCUCCACGGUCACUGUGUCCCCCUAUGCCUUUACCACCCUCACUGGGCCCUACAGCCACUUUGUGUGAUGAUGAACAGACAGGCUGGUGGAGGGAGAGCGGGCUGAGCAGACAACCCCUCCUUUAGUCCUGUGUAUCUCCAUCCUCCUCCUGCUCUGUUUUCUCACUCUGGUGCUCUGGGCUGGAAGGAGGGGGACUACUGGUUUGAAUCCUCGUUUUGUUUGUUUUUUACCUCAUGUCAGGCAGCAGUAUGGGCCCGACCCUGGACCAGACAGACACACUGCCUGUGGUGCUCUUUCUCUCUCCUCUGCGGGAGGGACUCCAUUGCUUCUCCUUCUUCAUAGAAUUUUAAUGAUCCUCCUAAUUAUUACUAUUAUUAUCAAUAUUAUUACAAUUGUUAUUGUUACUGUCAAUGUUGUUAUUACAGGUAUUAUUAUUAUGAUGAAGAUUCUGAUUUGAUUUGUUUGUUUAUUGAUGUGGUUGUUUUUUCAUGUUGUUAUUAAUUAUUAUUUAGUUUAUGUUGUGUUUUUUUUACAGAGGGGUCUGUCUUGCUUUUUUCCCAUAUUUCUGUCAAUCUGCCCUUUUCUUUUUUUUCCCCUUUGGCUUUUGAAAUGUUUAACUGUACUUGGAGAAAGGCCGUUCUCAGCACUGCAAGGCUCUUCAAGGCGGUCUUUCCAACAAGCACGACAUACACAUUUUACAUUUGAAUCAUUAGUCUUGACCAAAAGAGGGAAGAGAAACCCACAGAAACUUCUCUGAACCAUCCCACAUAGCCUUUUUUAAACCAACUCCUGUCCUGUCUGCCUUGCUGUGAAGAGAAGGGUUCUUCUCUCCAUUUUUACUCUCACCCCACCGAUCCGCCUCACUCUACUGCUGUGGUGCUUCAUUGAUCUGUAUCCCUUUUACAGAGAUCAUAUCAGUCUCUCCAUUCAUCUCUUCUUCAUGGCACUAGAUGCUGAAUAUAAGGCUGCUCUUAUAGCAUAGAUGUAGAGUGAGAACAACAGGCACUAGAUGCUGAAUAUAAGGCUGCUCUUAUAGCAUAGAUGUAGAAUGAGAACAACAGGCACUAGAUGCUGAAUAUAAGGGUGCUCUUAUAGCAUAGAUGUAGAGUGAGAACAACAGGCACUAGAUGCUGAAUAUAAGGCUGCUCUUAUAGCAUAGAUGUAGAAUGAGAACAACAGGCACAAGAUGCUGAAUAUAAGGGUGCUCUUAUAGCAUAGAUGUAGAGUGAGAACAACAGGCACAAGAUGCUGAAUAUAAGGCUGCUCUUAUAGCAUAGAUGUAGAGUGAGAACAACAGGCACUAGAUGCUGAAUAUAAGGCUGCUCUUAUAGCAUAGAUGUAGAGUGAGAACAACAGGCACUAGAUGCUGAAUAUGGCUGCUCUUAUAGCAUAGAUGUAGAGUGAGAACAACAGGCACAAGAUGCUGAAUAUAAGGGUGCUCUUAUAGCAUAGAUGUAGAGUGAGAACAACAGGCACUAGAUGCUGAAUAUAAGGCUGCUCUUAUAGCAUAGAUGUAGAGUGAGAACAACAGGCACUAGAUGCUGAAUAUAAGGCUGCUCUUAUAGCAUAGAUGUAGAGUGAGAACAACAGGCACUAGAUGCUGAAUAUAAGGGUGCUCUUGUAGCAUAGAUGUAGAGUGAGAACAACAGGCACUAGAUGCUGAAUAUAAGGCUGCUCUUAUAGCAUAGAUGUAGAGUGAGAACAACAGGCACUAGAUGCUGAAUAUAAGGCUGCUCUUAUAGCAUAGAUGUAGAGUGAGAACAACAGGCACUAGAUGCUGAAUAUAAGGGUGCUCUUGUAGCAUAGAUGUAGAGUGAGAACAACAGGCACUAGAUGCUGAAUAUAAGGCUGCUCUUAUAGCAUAGAUGUAGAGUGAGAACAACCGGCAGUAGAAGUCCUCAUCUUCCUUCAGGUGUUGGUUGAGAGAUCUAUCCCUCCAGUUCUAUGGCUCCUGUGGGGAUUAGUGAGCGCUUUCUAUUUGAAGCACAAGAGGGCAGCACUGACCCAUGUAAAAUGGUGCACUGAUACACACAGACACCAACUCUCACUUACACACAGACACCAACUCUCACUUACACACACACACACAAAGCUCCUAUCAUCCAGCCAGCACAGCUCCUGUCAUACAGCCUUACUGCUUUAAACGACGGAAGCAUGGCCGCCAAAGUCUGGUCCUUCCAAUGACCACAGGCAGCACGGGCCACGCAAGCCCUUUAUCCUGAAACCGGAGACAUUGAUGGGAAUAGUGUGUGGACAGAAAUGCACUCCUAAACACACUGGUGCUUUCCCUACACAUGUUGACACACAAAGGGCUCAGUCAGUGAGUCCUGCUUUUGCCUGGUGCUGUUAUUCGUUUUGAAGCAGAGCAAGGUUUGUCUCUAUGCACACACUGUCACGACAGAGCCAGUAAAUCCUUAUUCACCAAUCAUGGCUGCCUCUGCAUUGCUUGCGUGUCAGAGCCAGAGCCUGCUUGGGGCUCACUUUUGAGAUGAGAAAUCUUGGUGCUUAUGAAGUGGUCGAGAUAGAGCUCUCUAUACCUCAACGUUGCCGAGACACUGGUCAUGGUUGCAAAACGCUACAAACACAGACACAGGCACCAGGUCAGAGGAACAUGAUGAAUAUUAGUCCAGAUUCCCCAUGUGCUCUACAAACUCAUUUUAAUCCACUUUUUUAUUAUUUAUUACAUGAUAAUGAUGAUGAUGAUUGUUGUUAUUGUUUUUUUUUCUUUGUUUUGUUAUAGCUAAUAGAAAUUGUACAUACAGAAGAAAAUAUUUUAUAAAAGCACUUUUAAUCUUGAUUUCAUUGAGAGAAAAAGAGAACAGAUUAUUGACAACUUGAAGCUUACUUUUUUAAACUUUUUUUCUUUCUUUUUUUUCUCUCCCAAGAGAGAUUUAAAAAAUGUACAUAUUUAAAAUAUUUAGGUAAGAUUAUUUAACUGUUGAGGGAUAAUGACUAAAUCAUAAAUGAUUCCAGGCUUUUUAGUCCAGUCAGUUUGCCAGACAGCCUUUAGUAACAGAAAACAACUCAGUGAUUUCCAAUGUGUUAUGUCUGCAUAUGUAUACUCAAUACUGCUGUCCUGAUUUCAUAAGUACUGUACUACACGAUACCUCUGACAGCAACCAACCAGCCACCCUUCCUUCAUGAGAAAAGAUUGACGUAAUCAGUAAUCAGGCCAUUUAUAAGCCAGAGUAUGAUAUCUAGCCAUUCCACACUGAGAACCAAUGAGAAACAAAGUAUUUCUUGUUUUUUAACACAAGAAUCAAACAGUUGCCGAAUCAAAGUUGUCAGAAGUGCUUGUAUGAGAGAACUCUAGUGACAGAGGUGAGGUGUAGCCCCAGCAAUCUGUCUUGUCCAUUGUGUUAGACUGAGGUGAGAGGUUGUCACCACCGUAACUUGUUUUUAAUGUGGUAUUAUCAAUGAUAGUGAUUUUAACAGUAGUAAAAGAUGUAACAGUAAUGGAGAACCAUGACAACUUCACACUUGUAGUACCAGACUGAAGGUACAGUGUAUUCAUGGAAGACACCAGAUAAUAACUGGUAGUUUAGUUUGUAAUAUCUUUUGUUGGUUGUUGUAGAUUGUCACAGACAUGACCAACAGGACUUUGACUAAUUUAGGGACCUGGGGAAUAUGGCUAUUCUAUUCCCACCGUAAGAACAAACUCCCCCUUUAAUAACGUCAAUGCAUGAUCGACACACAGUUCUAAUGAUUCAGUCAUAUUUAUGAUCUAUGUAAUAAUGGGUGCUGAUCAUAUAUACUGCAUAUUAAUAUUUUAUUUGUACAACAUUUUUGGGGAGGCUAAUGCUAUGGCGCUACUCCCUAACUUCACUGUGGAAUAAAAUGGGGGGGGGGAGACGUGAUUUAUAUCACUGAUAUUUGUCUGAGCUCUUAGAAUGAUAAGAUAAACUAUUUCUUUGAAUAUUGCAGUUUCAAUGAUGUAACUACUCCGGUGCUGAUUUAAUGGGAAUUUCCCAUUCAUGUUCAAGGUAAUCAAAUAAAAAAAUAAAACUGUUGAAUUGAACUAC